AGUGAAAUUUUUCCCUCUUCAGCUUCCCUUCCAAUAGGUUGUACGUCCCUAUUAUUUAUUAAGUUGUACUAACUAGCCUGAUUCAGAUUUUUCACUUCUACAAAAAUGUCUGUCUCGCGGCAGAGGAAGCAGAUGCGAAUCCAAAUGAGCCUGGUUUUUGUGAGGCUGCUUCGGCUUCUGGGCAUCUCUUUCGAUGUUGACGUGACUGAGGCAGUGCGCAGUCCGAGUGUAGGCCCAAAUAAGGACCACGACAAUAACUCCGGGGAGAAAAAAGCUGCGGCGAGUUUUAAAGGUUUUUUUUUGAUUUCACAGUAGACUAUCGAUUCAUCGUCUUACUUUUUGUUCCGACAAACUUGCUCAGUGCCGACAUGUAUAAACCAGAUCUACUCGAUGUGCCAGGCAUUUGUCAACAUGCGUGUGUGUGUAUAAGCUCAAGCUCCGAUCUGUCGUGCAAAAUUGUCUAACAAAAUGCUAGUACGAAAAAAUAUAACAGCAUCGUCUCCCACCUCCUCCGGGGUAGAUCACGCCCAGGUAGACGCGGGAACCACUACUAGUCCUUUCGGUUCCUAUGACGAGGAGGACGAUAAAAAGUUUGCGAAUGGCCGCGAGGCUGCUCCGGCCUUGGAGGAUCUGUGGAUGCCGGCGGGGUUCUCCACGACGCGGCGGCAAUACAGUACAAAUUCUGCUAGCACAGGAGCUACGUCUUUCACAGAAAGCGCCGCGCCAGUUGCGCAGCAGGUCGUCGAGGAAGACGUAGUAGAAGUCCUUCCUGGCGUCGUAUCACAAGAAAAAAGUGUUACAGUUACACAUUUCUUGUAAGUCCAGCAACACAAAUUUUCUCUGUGUGGCAGAGAAAACUUGCAGUGCGGAUAUCCCUAGGGAAAACUACACUUACAGAAUGAAGUUCGUAAGCACUUCUUGCAUGACAAAGGUUGUCUGUCUUGCGGCUCCUGCAAGACAAUGUGUAACUGUAACAGCACUUUUUUCCUGUGAUAUGUCGUGAUAGACUACGAGGGAGCCCCGGCUGCUGUUCUCCGCCCAACAAGCACUGUAGAAGUCGAGAAAUGCGUGGGCUGUGGAGCAACUAGUACUGGAACUACACCAUCCGGCGCAGGAGCACCAAAACCUCGCGUGGCUGUACCAUCCGCUGUUGUGACGACGCCGCACGCUGUUGCGAGUGGAUCUCAAGGCCCGCAGCAGCAAGGACCACCUUUGAUGCCGAGAUCAGUGCCACAACAGCCGCAAGGACGUAUGGGGGCAGUGCCACCAGCCGGCGCGGGGAUGUUGACGUCUCCAGUUCAUUCCCUUUCCCGCCCACCCGACGUCGCGGGACUCCAUUCGACGUCUUCUGCGCCGCCCGGAGCUGCAAGUUCUGCGCUUGUAGUUCCGGUAGGUGGUAGCCUAGAUGCAGCUGCAGUAGCAUCAAGCGUUCCAACUACAUCUUCGAGUAGAUCGGAUGGAGGAAGCAGCACUACUGCAGCGGGACUGUCAAGCGUUUCGUCCUCUACUCCAUCAGGCCUUUCAAGUAGCGCGUCAGCGCCAUUUGUUCCGUCUGUUGCCAGCGUUGCGAGCGAAGAUUCGUCGACGUCGGGUCUGACGCUGGAGGAGCGGCUGGCAGAGGCGGACGAAAGGAUAGCAGAAGCGCUCGAGGAUUUGAAUCGUGCCCGGAAUUUUGAGCAGGUGAAGAAAGACGAGUACGAGCAUGCCAAAACCGCAAAGUAUGCACGCCAACAAGACGCAGGUGGUGCGUUGGGAGGCGACCCAAGCACUCUUCAAGCCCUCGAGACGAGAAUCGAAGAGGCGCAAGCAGAAGAGCAGCGCAAAAAGGAAGAGUAUGACCAAGCCGUGACACUAGAGCUGGAAGCAGCAAGGCAAUGGCGACUGGCAAAUGAGCACAAGGAGGACUUGCUCCGUCCACCGUCUCUUGCGGAUUUGGCGAAAGAACACGGCGAUAACAUUUUCAGCACGGAAGACGCAGAUGUACACCACUAGGUCGACGUGGGUACUUACGCUGCAUGCCGUUCUUUCUCCCAGUUUGGAGAUGGAGAUGAGCUGCUGUAUCGGACAGGGAGUUUUGUACGUAGCAGUCAUUUGAUUGUAUUUCAGCCAGUACUACUUAUGGUUACUCGAUCUCGAUGUUGAGGACACAAAAGCUUCAGCUCGUUUAAAAAGUCUUGUAUAUGCAGCCGAGCAUGAAGACAAAUGUUGGAAUAAAACUUUCGCACAACACAUCGCGUUCGCGUAGUUCUCUCUAGAUGUUGUUGGCAGUCGUGAAAACCACCACGACUGCGUCACAAGCGCAGAAACAAAUAAUUAACGGAAGACAGUUCGGUGUCAGAGAUUUUUGCAUAAGAAAGUUUUUACAGCCUUUACCUCUCAUCUCUCAGAGUUCGAGCUCAGCACUGUUCGCUUCAGGAACCAACCGUGAUAUUAAGUACGGCAUGAACCUGUUCUGCGCGCUUUUUCUUUUUGAGGAUAUAACAAACAUGUUGAACAACAACUACAU
Molecule: messenger RNA, 2506 nt
Organism: Amoebophrya sp. A120
Lineage: Eukaryota; Dinophyceae; Syndiniales; Amoebophryaceae
Source: the annotation of a GenBank genome assembly